This is a messenger RNA of Rotaria socialis, 639 nucleotides long. The record is from the annotation of a GenBank genome assembly. NCBI's taxonomy places the organism in Eukaryota, Metazoa, Rotifera, Eurotatoria, Philodinida, Philodinidae.
AUGACAACCGGUGAUCAAGAUCAGCAUAAUCAUCCAGAUUCUGAUGAUGAGGUUGCAGCAGGCCAUGGUUAUAAAGCUCCGCAAAAAGUUGACAUUGGCUCCAUUGUAGCUAAAGAUGAAGAUGAUGAGUCUUUAACGCGUUAUAAAAAACUUCUCUUAGGGAAUACAACUGAUGGAAAACGUGUAGAAAAUCUAGUAAUUGAUCCGAAUGAUUUACGUAUUGUUUUACCAGUACGCAUAACGAUUCUAUUUGAAAAUCAUAAACCCGAUGUAAUAUUUGAUUUAACUGGUUCUAUUGAAAAAGUACGUGGUCUACAUUCGAAACGUUCAGUUGUUAUUAAAGAAGGCGAAGCUUAUCGAACACAAUUCGAAUAUUAUGUUCAACGUGAUAUUGUGACCGGUUUAAAGUUAACAAAUAAAAUUGUAAAAACACGUAUUACAGUUGAUAAAUCAAAAUAUAUGAUUGGUUCAAAAGCACCUAACAGUGAAUUGCAAAGCUAUGUGACUGAAAUUGAACAAGCGCCAAGUGGUAUGUUAUCGCGCGGAACAUUUUUAGUUAAAUCAAAAAUUAUCGAUGAUGAUAAAAAUAUUUUUGCCGAAUGGGAAUGGCAUCUUGUCAUUGCGAAAGAUUGGCAAUGA